AUGGACGACCCAUGGGGAUCGCCUUGGGCGGACGAAGUACAAUUACCCAAAUCAAUUAAGUUAGAGGACAAAGGGGACGAGGAGGGAGUGAAGAAUAGGCCGGCCACCCCAGCUCGAGUAGCGACACUUGUUUUGCAAGAGAAGACGAAUUCACCUUGGGGCGAUGCAGAAGAUGAUGGAUUUGGGGAAUGGGCUUCAUUACCUGCAGACAAUGGAAGAGGGUUGGGGCUCGACGGGCAAACGGACGAUUGGGAGGACGAUACUCCUGCUGCAGCAACUACGACCAAUCCUGCCCCGAAUGCCCUCUCGCUGGACUGGAACGAGUCUCAAGAAAACGAAGUGGAUCAAACUGUAAAAUUGGCACCAAGUCCCUUUCUCAAGGCGCGAGAUCUUGCUAGACUGCCGUCACCGGAUCCUUGGGCUACUUCUUUCACGACCGACAAUGAAACUGCACACAGCGCACAGGAGGAAGCCGAGGAAGCGGAUCAGCACGAUUUCAAGGACAAAGAAGAGGAGUCACAAAACAAUAUCUCCGCUACAAAUUCAAAUCCAGAACCUCUGAGUGAUGAAUUGCUGCCUGAUGGAAAGGACACAGCACCGCAAGAAGCUUCUGUCAUUCAUGGCAAGAUUGACAUGGAACCAGAAGCUGGCGAUCGUAUCACCAGCUCUGAGGUUAUAGAUGUCGCACCCACGGCGGAGAAUUUAGAUGGCGAUCAUCUUUCCUCUCGGCCUUCGUCCUCCCCUUCAGAACAUAGCCUGCACGAUGGGAUGUCUCAGGAAUCACCACGAACUUCGUUCGACGAAGAACCGAAGCGUCCCCAGAUGCCCCGAAAAACCUCAUCGAAAGUACAAGAAUUGGUUGAACACUUUGACGGGCUUGCCAAACAAGAGAUUCCGGAUACCGCGGCUAGUAGCACGAGUAGCGGCCAGGAAACUAUCAAGGCUGCGGAUGAGCCUGGAGUGGAAGACGAAGAUGAUGAUGACUUCGGAGACUUUGAAGAAGGGCAGUCAGAUGACGAACAGGACACAGCGGAUCAGAGGCCACGCACGCCAGAGAUCCAGGAUCAAAAAUUCUAUCCAGAUCUCGAGGCAGACGGUCCUUUCGAGGAAGUCUUCGUACCUGAUACGGUGCCACACGAUUCCUUUUCUACAAUAGAAGAACGAAAGACGUGGUACAGAGUCUCACGAUAUGGCACGAUGCGUAAAUAUAAUACUGGAGAUGAUAACUAUGUCCGUAUUAAUUGGCCUCAAUCACAAAUUCGCAAGGAUACCCUCGAAAUCGUUGCUCGAUGGAUGGAAGAAGAUCGGAUCAGUGGUAGAGUGGUGCUAGGUGGAGCAAGCAAAGGCAGUUCAAUUUUCGGUUGGAAUGAUAAGAAGGCUGCUCCUGUGCCGUUGGCACAUGCUUUUGCAGCCAAAGAAGGCAAACGGAAAGUCGAAGCUGUUGUG
Molecule: messenger RNA, 1446 nt
Organism: Mollisia scopiformis
Lineage: Eukaryota; Fungi; Ascomycota; Leotiomycetes; Helotiales; Mollisiaceae
Exons: 2
Source: RefSeq, a predicted model, not a curated record